CAUUGGCUGAGUAGUCUAAUUGGUAAGGUAUUGGUUUGGUUUUUGGUUAUACGACACUUAAUUGAAAACUGCUAACAGUUUUGAACUACCUCUCGCAGUCAAGAAGCAAACGAAAUACUCCGUUUCUCCAUUAACUCACUAUUUCUUUACCAACUGACUGCUUCUUGUUUCUUUGUCUCUAGGAGUGAUCUCCCUCCUCAAUGUCACCGUGCGUUCCGAAGCGAGCAAUGACACAGGCAUAGUUGGCAGUGGCUUAGCUACCAUCUCGGUCAACGACAAAAACUAUGCUCCACAGACCAAAGGCUAUAAUGUUGUGGUUUUUGAUGCCCUUUCAGGUCGUUUCCUCACUUCAAAUGCGUUUGAUUGUGCGGAUAGCCAGGCAAAAUGCGAUGAGUUGGGCGACUUCCUGCAAGGCCUUCCCCAGGACGUCAUAGUGCUGUUAGCAGUUCAGGACUCGGCUUUGGCCGGUAACCACAAACUUCCCAUCAGCAAUCUGACGGCAGUCGGUGCAAAGGAUGCUGAGAACGUUGCGCACCAGACCUCUCACGCAGUUAUUGGGUACAAAGGACAGCAGGUGAUGGCGUGGAAAGACGAACUUCGGAAAGACAGUGGGCAAGGUCCCGCUGAAUUGUCAUCGAGUAUUCCAAUCAGUUGUUCAUACGUACCAGAAGAUUCCACAACCUGCACUCCGUUCAAUGUCGCUUCUCAAACGUAUGGAGGCAGCUGUCUGAACCAAUCCUCAAGUAGUGGUGCGCCGAACGACUGCCAAUACGUUCUUGAUGGGACAGUUACAGUGGGCUGGGAGUCGGCAACGAACGAAGGCGUCAACGCAUUCAUAACAAUCGGCUUUCACACCACUUUCAUUAUCAACAAGUUACGAAUUAUGCAGAAAACGGCUUCGGGACAACAAAUCCAAGAGAUUUUGCUGGAUUUCAGUGACUGCUCAACGGAAAAGAUUACGCUGGCUGGGAACAAGACCGAUUUUGAGGAGUUUACCUUCCUGUCUCGCAGGGCGAAUUGGGUCAGAUUAACCGUGAAAAAGGUGUAUGACGGCAGCGGUGGAGUCGGAAUAAAAGAAAUCGAGUUUUAUAAUGAGAUGUGCAAACAAAAGACAAUUUGUGACGCUGUAAAACUUUCAAGCAACAGUAAAUCGGAUCGAUAUCGCUUACACAGUACCAAGUUCCCUCUUAUGAUCAAUGCCAGGGACAAAGUGUCGGUUCUUCUCACGAGUAGUUCACGUGACAGCAGUCUUCAGUAUCAGAUAGUCAUUGGCUCAAACGGGUACAUACUCUUGCAUAAAAAAGCCGGCGAACAAAGUAAAAAAUUGACGGAAUCAAAUGUCACUGCACCUUCAUUGAAAGAGAACGAGACGCGCAUAUUUUGGAUAGACAUAGAAAAGGAUCGAGUGGUGUUUGGAUCAGGAGAAAAGAUUUACCUGUUUUGGAGAGAUAAGAAGCUGGUCAAAAUAAAGUAUGCCUUCCUCUCAACAACGACCUCAGCAGCCAUUUUUCAGAUCUGUGGGCGAGUAGGUCAGUGUUAUAAAGGUACUUCUCACUACUGGCCGCUGGACAAGUCCAUAAUCUUCGUACAAGACACACAAGGGGAUGGGUCUCGGGUCGGAAGGAUUCGCGGUCCGUGGACCACACAAGAAGCGCCCACCAAACUAGGCAUCACACCGCAUGGGCUUUCUCUCGGAGGCUCAAGCUCCUGGGUUGACCUCGGAGAGUUUAAAGACAGUUGCAUAGUCAGCCCGUCAAAGUGUCCAAAUGGAAUUUCUGUGAGCUUUAAAGCGAGUGUGUCAGGAAAUGAGACAGGUCACAUUCUUUCCUCAAAAGGGUUGGCCGCCUUCUACAUACGCACUACCAUGUAUUUUUAUGUACGAGAUGGACAGAAAUUUUGGCAAGUUCACGGAUCGUACCAGAAAAACACUUGGCAAACAUUUUCAAUGAGUUGGAGUCAAGAGAACGGGUUAACUGCUGUUGUUGUCGGAGAUACAUGCAAUGUGUUGCGUGACACAUAUGGCAAGAUUGUCGCGCCAUCAACAGACGCUGACAAUACAUUCGCAAUUGGUCGAUCCAUAAGCGAGAGCGGUGACUACGCUGAAUGCGUGAUACGAGAUGUAGCAGUUUGGGAAGAGGAAAUUACUGAAGAGAAGAUGUCAAAACUACAUGUUUGUAGUGAUCACAAAACAUGCGCACAAGGAUGGGAAUAUUUCGACGGUUCCUGUUAUAAGAUCGCGUCUGAGAACCUUACAUUCGCUUCAGCUCGCAACUCGUGUGUUGCUCAAGGAGCGGACUUGGUGAAGAUUUCUUCGGAAGAAGAAAACACCUUUUUAACGGAAAAGACUUCAGACGAGGCGUGGAUCGGACUGGCAAAAGAGCAAAAUGACUCCUUUUAUUGGCAGGACGGUUUAGGUUUCUCCUUCACUAAAUGGAAAGAUGGCUUGUCGAGAAGUGACGCUUGUGUUGUAAUAGACGUCAAUGGAACUUGGCGAGAUUCUCAGUGUUCUUUUAUCCCGAACAAAUACAUUUGUGAACAAGUUCCUGCUUAUUACCUGGGCUGUUACGAGGACAGCGCCGACUCGUCGUCGUUUGUAUUUAAUCCAGGUAGCUAUAAAGCAAGCGCAAUGACGCCAGGUCUCUGCAUGGAUGUAUGUGGCACCGCGUACUUCAGUUACGCAGGACUGAAAGGGGGCAACUUCUGCCUGUGCUCCAACUCUACGGUGCCCGCAAAUGAACGUUCCUCAGACAUGUGUGAUGUGCCCUGCUUUGGCUCUGGAAAUUCCGAAUGCGGCAGUGAAACUCACAUUUCCGUUUACAAGUCGCUUCAAGUGCGGCCUCUGAGCUUAACGCUGUCAUCAGACCAGAAUGUUACGACACUCGUGGCUUUCAACUUGACAUUGACGCCUUUGUUGCCAGCCGACCGAACUGUCGAGUCUUACUCAAUAAACGCGGGAGAUGGCACAACGUAUCAAACGACGCAAUCCGUCGCAACUCUUGCAUUUUUUUAUCCCGGGGCUUAUCCACUCCUAGGAAAAGUGACAGUCAAACACAGAGACACUGGUCAUCGGUCAACGGCUGAGUCUUCCACGACUGUGUCAGCGAUCUCUAAUGUCACAGACAUCGAGUUCGUUUGUCCAGCGGCAGUUGCUACGAAUUUCACCUUCAGUUGUGUCUUGAAGUUUAGCCGGGGUGCCAACGUGGGGACCACGAUACAAUUUAAACAAGGAGAAGAUCGCAUUGGCUCAGUGCCUGACGCAGAAAUCAUGACCUUGGGUAUUCCAGCCGCUGACUCCGGAUCACAGAUUAGUACCUCUGACGGAUUGUACCUUCUGGAGGGAAUGGAGGUCACCAGCAGGGGUAAAGCUGUGGCGCUAGAGAUGGAUGUCGAGCGAGGAGGCUUCGUAGACGUGAAGGUUUAUCGACGAAAAUGUCUAUCAGUGGGUCAGCGUUACUGUGGAGCAAGCAACCUGUGUGUCGCUAGUUAUCACGUGAUAAACGCAUCCGUUUGCCCAGCAGGAAAACCCAAGAGCUGCGACAACGAGGAAACAUUUAGCUUCAAGGAGGGACAGUGCACCAAGCAGAGCGAGUCAUGCAGCAACAACACGACGGUAGCACAUGGAAACUUUGACUACGAGCAUAUCUCAAGUUACAUGGUUUAUACAACGACUGGCCACAAACUCAUUUUGAUUGAAACUGGAAGUCAACAACUUCAACUCCAAGAGGGCGACCUCAUCGGAGUGCGUUUUCCCGCCACUGGGCCAACCGCGGCAUUGAAAACCAGUUUAUCAAGUUCCUCUUUCCUGUAUUCCAGCUCGGUGCUUAAUACCACUGGUACCCAGACUCUUCGCGGGAAUCGUCUUCCAUUAACAGAAGAGAGCCCGACGAAAGUUAAUUACGCACCUGCGGUAGCCAUACGGUACUCUGCAGCCUCUGAAACGUACUUUGAACACCGCUAUCAGAAAGCUGGUCAUGAGAAAGUUUCCUUCACUCUUGAAAACGCGCGAGAAAAAUUGAGCUUCACAAAAGAGAUUGCUGUUCAAGAAGACAUAACAGGACUGGAGUUAAAGUUGCCCGAUGCACUCCCAUCGGCCGAAGGCGUCAACAUAAGUGCUGAACUACUGCACGGCACAAACGUGUCUUAUGUAUGGGACUUUGGCGAUGAGAAAAAUGCCACAACCACAACACCAUGGGUAACGCAUCGUUAUGAAGCCACCGGAACAGUGGUUGUGAACCUCAUAGCGACAAAUAGAGUAAGCCUGGUCAGUAUCUGGUGCUCAACUGUCGUUCAGGAGAAGAUUGCGGGUUUGGAAUUUAGUCAGACCGCCCUCCUUUCCAUUCAAAAUGGAACUACUGCUAGCAUCGGCUGGUUGUUACGUAACGGAUCACAUGUCGACUUCAACAUCAGCGUUGUAUCCCCGGAAGGCGAGAACCACACAGCGAAUUUGACCAAUGCUAAAGCACUUGGCGCCACAUUUUUCGCCAUUUACAAAACGAACAUAACCAAUCCUGGCCUGUACCUUGUGACGAUCACAGCGGUUAAUAAGUUGUACGAUGAUAGCAUCAGAGGCAAUCUCAGUGUGCAACGUGCAAUCUCGGGUGUAUCCGUGAUGCAUCCGGGCAUCGUGAAAACAAACCAGACGUUUAAUUUUACCGUACUACAGCAUCAAGGAGAAGAAACAGCCAAUUACUUCUUACUUACCAUGGACGGAAAAACGAUCAACACCACAAAGAAAGUUAUUUCACACACGUAUCGUAAGGGUGGGAGGUACAAAGUUGCUUUGAUCGCAUCCAAUGAUAUCAGUUCAGCCGUAGCACACUGCCAAGAAGUCAUCGUUCAGGACGUGAUCGAAGGAUUGCAGUUUGAGAGCUUCGAUCACAAUGCGGGAGUGAUGACCGAGGCGCGAGUGCACUGGAAAGUGUCUCAGGGUUCUGAAAUAUCCAUACUUGUCGACUACGGCGAUGGCGACACAAAACUAUUCAAAGAGAACAUCACAGUUGCCGAUAUUUUUUUGGCCAUAAGCAGUCAUAACUACAGUGCUCCUGGGGACUAUCUCUUUCAAGUCACAGUAAGUAAUCAGGUCGACAACAAGACGAUUAACACCACAAUCCAUGUUGAGACUCCAGUACAGGGCGCCAAACUUGCAGUAGGACGCGGAUCGUUGCAAAAAGCGGCUGAAAGUGGACCUUGUGCAAAGGGCGGUGUUUUGUACAUAGCUGUGAACGAGAGCGUCACGGCAACUGCUACAGUUUCAAAUGGUACCAACGUUAACGUUGUGUUCGAUUUUGGAAACGGUUCGUCAAGCAAUCUUACAUACUUGCAUCAAGAAUUCCCUGAAAACGGAACGACUUCGAAGCAUUUUUACUCGGACGCAGGGGAAUACAAUAUCACAGUGACGUUGUUUAACAGAAAUCUUGAGAAUGUGACGUCGACUUGCAGGCUGAUUGUUCAGAACCCCAUCAGCGUGGUCAAACUUAAGUCAAACUCGCCCAUUCCUUCUUCGCUUGGCAAAGUGGGGUUCCGCGUGGAAUUUUCUACCCAGAACCCUCCCUCGAGGCCACUUUACUUCAACUACAGCUUUGGAGACAACGUCUCCCAAAACCUUUUAAAAAAUAGAGAUGAAAUAAUUCAUCCUUAUCCCAGGCAAGGCGUAUAUAUUGCUACUGUUGAAGUUUCCAAUGAGAUAAGUUCCGACAGCGCAUCCGUGGAGGUUAAAGUUCAAGAUGAAGUCCACGGCCUCAAUUUUACAGCUAACGUGACAGAUUAUGUCAAUGAAUGUCCACAAGAAAAGAAAUUUUUUCCUCAAACAGGCGUGUUUCCCUUGGAAUACGACAUAUCUUUCAGCGCCUCCAUCAUAAAUGGUACAAACGUGACGUACACCUGGACCUUUCCAGACGGUCACAAAAUCGAGGGAAUUAGCUGUCGGCAUAAGUUCAACUCAACAGGAGAUCACAAUAUCUCACUCUGGGCAAAGAACGAAGUCAGCAACGACACUAAAGAAAUGAAAAUCACCGUAGAGGAAAGCAUACUUGGAGUUAGCCUGAAGAACGACGGACCUGCAGUGAAGGACAAACCUCUCAAUUUCUCUCUACGUGUGGAAAAGAAGGGAAACAAUUCUUGUUUUAAAAUUGAACUGAAGGACAGCGAGGGAACGACAAAAUAUUUCAAGACUGGUACGCCGUUCCUGCAGGGGAGUUGUGAGAACCCCACAGAUUUAAAAUCACCCGUGAAUUUCUCACACACCUACACCAAGGCACAAGAUUAUAAUGUCACUCUGACUGCCGAGAAUCGCGUCUCUUGCGUCAGGAUUGGAAAUCAAAAAUCUAAAGCGUCCGUUGUGAAAGGACCUUGCUUUUACCCAGAAAUAAACGCUGUGAUAUCAAAGACCAAGGAAGAAGGAACGGAGUACAAACGCUCGAAGAAGAUCGAUAUCAAAACAUCAAACAAAAUCAAUUGCUACAACCUUACAACUAAAUAUGGGUGGCGCAUUUAUCGGCUGCGAGACGAUAAGAAAGAAGAACUUCCCAAGGAAGAAUUAAAAAUCGACCUCGGCAGUUCUGACCUGAACAUCCCUGCUCGCAGGCUUGAUUACGGCUCGUAUGAAUUGGUUUUCCGGAUCGACAUGUUGUUGGAACCAGGCGUUUUUACCGAGGAGAAAUUUUACAUAGAGAUCACAAAAUCUGAACUUGUCGCUAUUAUCGAUGGAGGUACAGAGAGGACUGUGGGUAAUGUAGCCCCCUUGGAUCUAAACGCUGUGAAAUCAAAGGAUCCUGACAGCGAGUCACAGGAUAACACUGGAUACAAUUUUUCGUGGUUCUGUAAGCAGAGGGAUGAUAAUUACAAUCUACCAACUAAUUUAACAAACCUACCCCCCAUUCCAACCCCACCACCUCAGAUAAAUAAUACACGCAAUGUCUCCCUCGGCGGUUGCUUUGAUUAUGGACCUGGACAGCUCAACUUCACGUCUCAGAAAAUUACGUUGAACACAAGUCUUAUGACCCCAAACACCACGUAUAUUUUCCGAUUCGUCAUGACGAAGGACGACCGCAACAAAUUUGCAGAUCAGAUUGUGACUGUUAGUCCGGGAGACCCGCCAACCCUGAAAAUUGAGUGUGAGCAAUGUGACGUAUCAGAAAAAAUUAACCCAUCGAGCAAGUUAACGUUACGAGGCCACGGAAAGCAUAGAACAAACAAGAAAAUUAAUUACAAAUGGGAGUUGGAAAUGAAAGAAUGCGGCAAAAGUGAAGAAGAGAAUUGCAACGAAACACAAAAAUUAGAGGAGUAUGCUGGCACACCUUUGCACUUGGAUAGCCUAGUGAUCAAACCCAAUAAACUGGAAGGUGGUAAGAAAUACGUGGUUACUUUGAUCGGGUGGAUUGUUGGUGGAAAAGAGGGCAAUGCCAGCCGUGAAAUUACCAUUAACGAGCCUCCCAAAAAUGGAGAAUGUACCGCAGAGCCACUCGAGGGUAAACCAUUGGAGCCGAGUUUUACUCUGCGCUGCAAAAACUUUAAAGAUGUCGAGACACCGCUACAAUAUGAAUUCUUUUACUGGAGAGGGGAAGGAUUAAAGAAUGAAACGAUAGGCAAGGGCUUAGAGGAUAUACGUUCACGAGUUACAUUUCCAAGUGGUCUGGAGAAAAACGACAACGAUUUAACACUCUACGCCAAAAUUUUCGACGGUUUGGGAGCCUCAGAGAUGGUCAAGUUCAAAUCUCCAAUAAAGGUGAAACGUGUAGAGAUGAGCGUUGAACAAAUUCAAAACAGAGCAAAAAGUCAACUAACAAGUUUAGUUAAUGCUGGAAAUACUCUAGAGACCGCUUCAUUUGUUCAAUGUAUCGCGGAGGAACUGAACGACGGUAGCGAAUCAACGUCUGGAGAAAGUCCUGAAGACAAUAAGAAGAAAAAAGAGGUGCGAGAGCUUCUUGUUACGGCUCUGAUAGAGACACAAUCUGUUAGCGGGAGUUUGUCUGAUAUUACGCUGUUUACCAACACUCUUGCCACCGUUACAAGCAACCCUAAAGAGAAUUCCAAAGCUGUGGAGGAAAAAGUCGCAGGUGUGAUGGAGGAAGCCGGUACAAAAAUCCUUGAACAAGCCAACGGAACAGACGAAGUGUCCAGCGAGGAUAUAGUGGACGCCGCUGGGUCUGUGUUGAAUGGAGGAGCCAACAUCAUUAGGUCAGCGGCUGUGUCACAAAACAAUGAAGAGACAAAUGCAGCAAAAAAUACAACUCAGAAAAUUCUUGGAACAUUCGAUAAUUUGGCAGCGGCUCUGACAGUUUCUAUGGUUCCCGGCGAGGAAGCACAAGAGCUUACAGCGGGAUCAAUCUCUCUGGGAGUUUCUCGAACAAAGACUGAGGACAUCGGUAAAAAGCCACUCAAAAUUGGCGGUAGUGAGGUGACAAUUCCGCAGAACUUGACGGUCUUUGGCAAUAAAACUCUUGAUAUAAUGCAACUUGUUUCUAAGACAAAUUAUCAUCCUGAGAGGGAAUUCAACAACAGCGGGCUUGUGAGUAUUUCAUUUCAAGAGUCAGAUGGCAGCAAAGUUGAUGUUAAAGAUCUGGAGAAAGGAGAGGAAAUAAGCGUGAUUGUUCCAAGAAUUGAGCCAGAUGCCGAUCGAUUUGCGGUCUCAGGGGAGCUUGAGUCAAGCAAAUACAUUGAGCACGAGUUUGAAGUACAUGACAACAUGUCCGCUUUGAUAAUCGAAGUGUCACCAGACCUUGACGUGGACAUAGAGCUGUAUGUCAAAAAGGGAGAGGUACCCAAUUUAUCGAAGAACGUGUACGACUACAACGUGACGCUUUCGGUUGGAGAGUUGACUCCAGGGGUUCGGGUUCGGGUUGACAACUCAUCAAAUUCCACCGGCCCGUCUCAUCAUUCAUAUGAAUAUUUCUUGUCUAAUGAAGAUCUAAACUGGACUGCAGCCGGGACAUACUUUGCUCUCGUACGCUCCAAGGAACCCAAGAACCAUUCGUUCACCGAGGAGGAACUGAAAAAAAUACCGUACAACUUCUCUGUGAUCCUCUCCAGUUGUUGGUAUUACGACGAGGAAAGCGAGGUCUGGUCAACAGAGGGCGUCAAGGUGGGGCCGAAGACAAGUGUCAGUGCUACUGAAUGCUUGACUACACACCUGACAACAUUUGGGAGUAACUUUUUCGUUCCGCCGAACAAGAUCAACUUCCACGAGCUCAGUCCAGGAAAACUGUUGGAGAGUCCGCAUGCGCUGAUUACAGUGUGUAUAAUUAUGGGCCUUUAUCUCCUUUGUCUUAUUCCUGCGAGGAGAGCGGACAAGAAUGAUGCAUUAAAGACGGGAGUGUCUCCACUACCUGACAAUGACUCUCGAGAUACCUAUUGUUACGAGAUUCAAGUACAUACGGGGUUUGCCCGAGGUGCUGGUUCCAGUGCUGAAGUGUCCAUUGUCGUGACUGGUGCUCUUGGUGACAGUGAGCCUCGAGUGUUGAAAGACCCGAAGAGGAAAACAUUCAAGACAGGGGCCGUCGAUGCCUUCCUCUUGACUGUACCCCAGUCUCUUGGCAACCUGAAACAAAUCCGCGUCUGGCACAACAACGGAGGCAACUAUCCCUCGUGGAACCUUCUCCGUAUCAUGAUCCAGGAUAUACAGACAGACCAAAGAUGGUGGUUCGUCUGCGACGACUGGCUGGCGGUUGAUGAAAGCGACGGCAAAAUCGAGAGGAAUCUUUUCCCGGCGUCGAAGAAAGACCUGACGAAAUUCAACGUGCUUUUCACGUCCGAAGUGAGGAAGAACCUGACUGAUGGUCAUAUAUGGUUCUCUGUUGUGACUCGCCCACCCCGAAGUACCUUCACUCGGGUUCAACGUUUGACAUGUUGCUUGUCCAUUCUCUUGUGCACCAUGCUUGCCAAUGCCAUGUUUUACAAAGUGGGAGAGGGCGAGACGACUAUCAAUUCCAUUAAGAUCAUGGGGUUUAGCUUCUCGAUCCGACAGGUCUCAAUUGGGGUUAUGAGCAGCUUAGUUGUGUUUCCCGCCAAUCUUAUCAUCGUUACUAUCUUUCGAAAAGCCAAGCCGAAAGAAAAUCGAUACACAGUGAAAACCGAAAGUGAAGAUAUAGAGAACGUUGAUAUCGAGGCUGGCGGAGAAAGGAAGAGAGCUCCACCGAAGAAAGGUCUUCCCCACUGGUUCGUUUACGUGGCAUACGCCAUAGCAUUCCUGGCCGUGGCUACAGCAGGAUCUUUCGUCAUCAUCUACGGAAUGGUGUUUGGAGCAGAAAAAUCAGUGCAGUGGCUUUCAUCGAUGACUGUUAGCUUUUUGCAAGACGUCUUGCUUACACAACCAAUCAAAGUGUUCCUACUGGCGAUGUUGUUUGCCCUGCUCAUUAAAGAUCCCAAGAAAGCCGAAGAAAAUUCCUACGCGGACAUUAACGCUCUCGCCAACGACGAGGAAUGGCUGCAUAAAAACACAGAGGAUCUUGACCCCGAGAUGCAGAAGACUCUGAAGACGCUCAUCAAUGACAAGCCACCGGACGAGGCUAAGUUAGAGAUUGCACGACAGCUUCGGAUGAAGGAAAAGCAGAUGAAGUCCAUAAUUCGAGAGAUUGCCUGGUACGUCAUCUUCCUCUUGGUCCUCCUCACCAUCAGUUACGGUAACAGAGACCUGAUAACAUCCCAGGUGACGCGAUAUAUGCAGAACUCCUUUGUAGACUCAACUUUCAGCGGAAACCUAACUUACAAAAAGGUGCACGAGAUCUCUCAUUACUGGAAAUGGGUGAAUGAGGUUUUCAUCCCUUCUCUGGACCCUCACACUUACUACGAUGGCGUAACGCCGUACGAGACCAAUUUUCUUGCAGACACACCCAACGCCUAUCUGUUGGGCGUGGCGCGGCUGAGGCAGCUAAGGAUCAAAAAGGAUACCUGCGAGUAUAAACGCAUAUUCCACCACAUUAUCCCCCAGUGUAACGAUUUCUACAGCAUGGAAGACGAAGACCACGGCUCGUACCUGCCUGGUUGGAAAGGAAAACCUCUUGUACCACCUAAGAAUGGUUCUGUUACCCCGGUCCCCACUCCCAGUAAAACGCCCCAAGUAAAAGGUCCGUGGGACUACCAGAGCGGAGACGAACUAAAAACAUACCCGUACUGGGGUUACAAGGCCACCUACAGCGCUGGAGGAUUCGUGCAAAAUUUACCCAACGAUGCCAACGAUUCCAUGAAAAUAACAGCAAACCUACGCGCUAGUGGCUGGCUAGACCGCUACACACGAGCUAUUUUCUCCGAGUUCGCCAUCUACAACGCUAACACAAACCUCUUCUGCGUGGUAACCCUUCUGUUUGAACAGCUGCCUACCGGAAGUCUGACUUCGUAUCCCAGCAUUCUCACUCUCCGUCUCUUCCGGUAUGUGGGAGGAGAAAUGUACUUCGUGUUGACAUGCGAGAUUGUGUACCUCGCGUUCUGCGUGUUCUUUGUGGUCAAGGAGAUAAGGCUGUUUGUGAAGAAGGGCAGGGAACAUUUGAAAAAUCCAUGGAGCGUUCUGGAAAUAUUUGUGACUCUCCUGUCACUGUCCGCAGUUGGACUGUACUUCGCGAGGAUGAAGUUUACCAACGACGCUCUGCGAGAUAUGAAUAAUGACCACUCCGGCUUCGUCAGUUUUCAUUACACCGCGUUCCUAGACGAGUGGCUCAAAUGCAUCAUUGGUAUCAUCGUGUUCCUUUCGUUCUUGAAGCUGUUCCGUCUCCUCCGUUUCAACCGUCGCAUGUCACUGCUACAGCAAGUCUUGAAGCGAUGCUUCACCCAGUUGAUCUCAUUCCUGUUCAUGUUUGCACUGGCGUUUCUUGCUUUUGCACUCCUCGCGUGCCUAGUUUUUGGACAGGCUAUGGAAGGGUUUGGCACGUUCUUGGCAAGCUGCGCCUCUCUGAUGGACACCAUACUCGGCAAGUUCACCUUGAAAGGGAUGAUGGAGGCAAACAGGAUCAUCGGACCAAUCUUCUUCUUAACUUACACAAUCUCCAUGGUGUUCGUUCUCAUCAACAUGUUCCUGUCUAUAAUCAACGAUGCGUUUACAGAAGUUCGUAGCGAUGUUGAGAAGCAGUCCAACGAGUAUGAAAUAGUGGACUUCAUGAUUCAUCGCCUCAAAGAGAACAUCGGAAAGUCCAUCGGUCACGCCAUCCACCCUGUGUACAAAGAGCCUAAGAGUGAACUGGAGGUCAACUUCGAUAAAAUCGCUGACAAUGCAGAUAACGCCAUGCAUUUUAUGAGGAACAUCGCAUUCGAGGACAUGAGAAAGACGCGCUGGUUCCAGACGGAAAGCUGCACAGACAAGAAGAAAAACUUGAUAAGACUGCUGAUGGAGGUGGAGUGGGAUUAUUACGAGGAGGAGCUUUGCGAUUCUAUUCCAGUUUUCGAGAGGUUUCUUAACCAAUACAGCAACGAAGAACUCGAGAAAAUUCUGCAGUAUUACCGACAGAAGCGAAUGGUCGAAGAUGUAGUUUACGACGAAGUCAACGGAGGAAGAGACGAGGAAUCAUCUGAUGGAAGUGACAGCGAUGACAGCAACGGCGACAGUAACGACAGCAUCAGCGACGAUGAUAAAUCAAGUAACGACGAGAACGAAUCGGGAGCCGAACAAGUCGCCGAAGAUGGAACGAGGUUAUUAACGCCAGGAGUCGGUGAUAAACCCAGCAGCGCACAUAGCCAUCGUGAAAGCUUAACGGAUGGUUUUGUCGAAACGAAGAUUCGAAGUCCUUCGUUACUGGUCACCGAUUUAGAGCCAAUAAUUGCAGUACAAAUGAACCAACAGACGCAGGAUAUCAAGCGAGAAAGCCCGUGUGUGGAUCCUUACACGGUGGUGAGUGAGAAUGAGCUUGUGAAAAUACUACAGGACGUGCAACGCGAUGUCGAGAGCCGCUGCGCCACAGAUGCCGAAAUUGAUAGCAUUUUCGGAGACUCGUUAUCCGCCGAUGGUAUCAAGCCGCUCAAGUUCGACAGCGAGCCAGAAAACACUGGCAGCAUGAAAAAGAAUGCUCCUAAGAAGCGACGAAAAAAGAAAACAGAGGAGAAAGAAAUGCCAAAAAACAGAUCUCCACGAGACGCUUGGGUGACAACAACAAACGACAAAGCUGAAGAUGAUGCGGCGACCGGAGAACCAGAGGAAAAACCGGAGGAAAAGAAAGAAAAGAAGGAAAAGAAAGCAAAGAAAGCAGAGAAAGAGCCAAAGACGAAUAGAAAGCCUAGUGAUCCGUGCGUAGGAGAUGACGAGGCCGAAGAAGUUCCGAAAUCGAAAAAGAUACCAAAAGAAAAAGGUGUGACUGAAGUUGAACAGGAGGCUGAACCAACAAAGAAGAAGAAAAAGGAGAAAAAACCCGAACCUUCAGCUGUUGUUUUCACAGAAGAAAACAUGGAGGAAGAAACAAACGAAGGGGAAGGAAGGGUGAACAAGAAGAAAACCAAGAAGAAAAAGCAAGAAACAUCCCAAGAAAACCAGGAACCAGGCAUUGCAUCUCAGGCUGAAGGAAAGAAGAACGAGCAAAAAACAUCCCAAGAAAACCAGGAGCCGAGGGUUGCGUCGCAGGCUGAAGGCAAGAAGAAAAAGCCAAAAGCCAAGAAGAAACUUGCCACUGUUGUAGAUGAUGGUCAUGUUUCAGUUGCAUCAAAUGAAAUGGUGGAAACAGUGGUGGAAGGAAAGACGAAGAAGAAGAAAAAGAAAGAAAAGAAAGAGGUACCCGCCGUGAACAAGGAUGUAGAGUGGAAGGAGGAGAGCGAGUGCUGAGUCAGUAACAUUUUACAGUGGAGUUUUGCAGUAGCUGUACAAGAUAAAGUAGAAUAUAAUUAUCAUAUUCAGUUUAUAAAGUAGCUUUGCGCGACCUUAACUAAAAGUACAAAACGUUUUGUUACGAUGUAUUCAAAAGGUGGAGCCUUAUUUCGUUUGUCGGAGCAGCUAUGCUUUUAUUGUAGUUCCUCAUCUCUUUCAUAUACGAUUCUUUAAGUACAUUAAAUAAACACCUUAAAUUGUGGUGGUUCUUAAGUUAAAAUUUGGUAAAUAUUAAGCUAACUGCUCCUAAAUCUAAGAACAAGCAAAGAGCCACGAAAUUUUCGCCAAAUUAGUUUCCUAUUUGUACCACACAACAAAUACGAUUGUUGCUACACAACCGUCCUCUGAGGAAACUCGCGGGCUCGGUCCAUUUGCGGACAAGGGUAUGCAUCCACAGUUAGACGUUACGCCAGUGCGUAGAAUAACAUUCAAAUAGUAUUUAAUCCUCGCUGGAAACAGAAAAAAUAGCUCCGAAUUUUUCUAGCGAAUGUAGAUUGUUUAACGACGGAGUAAUACGCCUUUUGUAACAAGAAAUAGAGAGUAAUUGUAAAGGUCGUAAUUUUUUGCAUAUUAAAAAGUAAAUUAUAACGAGA
Messenger RNA from Orbicella faveolata, 14367 nucleotides. RefSeq names its product polycystin-1-like. NCBI's taxonomy places the organism in Eukaryota, Metazoa, Cnidaria, Anthozoa, Scleractinia, Merulinidae. Gene Ontology annotation, molecular function: calcium channel activity; protein binding; calcium ion binding. Gene Ontology annotation, biological process: detection of mechanical stimulus. The record is from RefSeq and is a predicted model, not a curated record. Gene Ontology annotation, cellular component: membrane.